Solanum dulcamara is the source of this 1052-nucleotide messenger RNA. RefSeq names its product polcalcin Nic t 1. Gene Ontology annotation, molecular function: calcium ion binding. Bases 661 to 915 code for a protein of 84 amino acids. NCBI's taxonomy places the organism in Eukaryota, Viridiplantae, Streptophyta, Magnoliopsida, Solanales, Solanaceae. The transcript has a single exon. The record is from RefSeq and is a predicted model, not a curated record.
GACUACCAAUUCCAAGUACAUCAGACAGAUCUAGUGGAGGAAAUGGGUGAAUAUAGUCAUUUAUGAACCUGCUAAGUUUUCUCGUUUGUCUUUCCAGCUAUCUUGUUUGUAAAAGUAAACGUCUCUUGGAAGAUAGACAUAAAACUAAACACAGAUUUGUAAAUCUAGGUUUUACCCUUUGUUUGCUGUUGUUUAGAAAUGAGUGAACGCUACUAGCUUAUCAUAUUUACUAGUAUUGAAUAAUAAAAUACGGAUCACAUUAAAUUGUUACUAAUAUAUGGGGAUAACUUUCAUAUUUGGUAAAAUUUUCGAGUAUUUUUCCCUUUUCCCAACUGCACGCAAUUUUGAGCUGUCCAAAUGUUGUCAAUGUCUAUUUUGGGAGUAAACAGUUAUUCCCUUCCACAAAGUGUAAACAGAUUGGUUGUUGCAAAAUUUUAUCAAGACCAUGAAACCUCAAGAAGUUUUUUCACAAAGACCGAGUCCUAAGGCUAAGGGUGGCCAUACAAACUAAUAGAAAUACCUCUUUAUAACCCAAAUGCUAACUCAUUUUGCGGAUCUAAUUGAGUUGCCAAAAACAAAACUCACAAAGAAGACCAACUUUGCCUACAUUAUCAUAACCAUCACAAACAAAACAAAAAAAGGCAAAGAAGAAACCAAAGAAUGGCUGAAGAUCCACAAGACGUAGCCGAUCGCGAACUAGUCUUCAAGCGUUUUGAUUUAAAUGGUGAUGGAAAAAUUUCUUCAGCAGAACUUGGAGAGGCCUUGAAGAUGCUAGGCUCUGUAACCUCUGAAGAAGUCCAGCAUAUGAUGGCUGAACUUGACACUGAUGGGGAUGGCUUCAUUUCUUUUGAAGAAUUCGAAGAAUUUGCUCGAGCCAAUAGAGGUUUGAUCAAGGAUGUUGCUAAAGUAUUCUAGCUUUCUUUGAUGCACAAACUUUACCAUUAGAAGUGGAUUUAGGGUGGGUUUUGCGGGUUCAACUAAAUUCAUUGCUUUCAGCUUUCAACUCGAACUAUGUAUACGUAUGCAAAAAAUGUUUAAAAUGUAUACAUAUA